CUUUGUUCAGGAGUCCGGCUGGUUGGAGGUUCUCACUGUUCUGGGAGGCUAGAGAUACUUCAUGAUCAGACGUGGAUGUCAGUAUGUGAUGCUGUCUUUGACCAGCAGGAUGCAGAGGUUGUGUGUAGAGAGCUGGACUGUGGGGCUCCUGUACAGGUGCUGGGAGCAACUGCUUUUGACAAAGGAGACGCUCAGAUGUGGACACAAGAGAUUCAGUGCAGAGGAAAUGAAACAUUCAUUCGAUUGUGUCCAACUUCACAUGACAUACAAUGCUCUCAAGAAAACAACGUGGGACUGAUAUGUUCUGAUUUGGAGACUGUUAGGUUGGUUGGUGGUAACAGUUCCUGCAGUGGUAGAGUGGAGGUUCAUCAUGAUGGUCAGUGGGGAACAGUGUGUAAUAGAAAUUGGGAUCUGACUGAUGCUGAAGUGGUGUGUAGAGAGAUGAGCUGUGGAGAGGCUUUAAAUGCAGUGUAUGGGGCUAACUUUGGACAAGGAUCAGGACCAAUCUGGAUGAAUCAAGUGGCCUGUAGUGGAUCAGAGUCAACUCUGAAAGACUGUAGAUCAAGGGGAUGGGGUGUUCAUGACUGUGAUCAUCGAUAUGAUGCUGGAGUCAUUUGCUCAGAAACUAUAAACUAUGGACGAUUUACAAGACUUGCUGAUGGACCUCACCUGUGCUCUGGGAGGUUAGAGAUCCUUCAUAAUCAGACGUGGAUGUCAGUGUGUGACGCUGUCUUUGACCAGAAGGAUGCAGAGGUUGUGUGUAGAGAGCUGGACUGUGGGGCUCCUGUACAGGUGCUGGGAGCAGCUGCUUUUGACAAAGGAGACGCUCAGAUGUGGACACAAGAGAUUCAGUGUAGAGGAUAUGAAUCACACAUUCGACGCUGCCCAUCAUUAACUUCAAAUAAUAUAAACUGCACCCAUGACAAUCACGUGGAACUGUUGUGUUCUGGUUACACUGAUCUCAGGCUGGUUAACAGUUCAGACUCUUGUUCUGGUCGAGUCGAAUGUCACUACUUCAGUAAAUGGGGCACAGUGUGUGAUGCAUUCUGGGAUAUGAGAGCUGCCAGGCGGGGGUCCAUCAGGCUGUGUGGAGUGGCCCUCAGUAACCAGCCGGUACCAGCCUGGUUUGUUCCUGGUUCUGGACCCAUAUGGCUGGAUGAGGUGGAGUGUGAGGGGAAUGAGACGUCCCUCUGGAGCUGUUCUUCUCCAGGCUGGGGAAAACAUGACUGUCAACACAAUGAGGAUGUAGGAGUCGUGUGCUCAGCAAGAGUGAAAUCAGCUCGUAACUGGCUGGAUAAAGUUACAUGUCGACCACAUGAUUCAUAUCUCGGACAGUGUCCAUCUUCACCCUGGGGACAAAACGACUGUAAUAAUAAUGAUGAAGUGGCCAAUAUUAUCUGCUCAAAGGAGGAGAAUCAGGAGUCUCCUCGUAGUCAUCUGACAUGUUUUAUCUCACCAUCUCCUUACCAGAAACAGUGUUCAGAGAAUUCCCACUGCCAGUUAUUUUUCUCCCUGACCGAGGGCACCCUUGGCAUGGAUGCUCUGGUGCACAGCUGGCUGCUGGGCCUGCACAAGUAUGCAUUUCCCCCAGGAGUUUCAUCUCUAAAGAACUGCAUUCUGGGUAUGAAGAUGCUGAUGAACUUCUCUCAGGGACGUGUCUAUGGAGAGGCAGUGCCUCCCCUAGGAUAA
This is a messenger RNA of Carassius auratus (goldfish), 1689 nucleotides long. RefSeq names its product deleted in malignant brain tumors 1 protein-like. NCBI's taxonomy places the organism in Eukaryota, Metazoa, Chordata, Actinopteri, Cypriniformes, Cyprinidae. The transcript is spliced from 11 exons. The record is from RefSeq and is a predicted model, not a curated record. Gene Ontology annotation, cellular component: membrane. Bases 76 to 1689 code for a protein of 537 amino acids.